This is a messenger RNA of Aspergillus fischeri NRRL 181, 1566 nucleotides long. RefSeq names its product putative serine carboxypeptidase (CpdS) (gene cpdS). The record is from RefSeq and is a predicted model, not a curated record. The coding region runs from base 1 to 1566 and encodes 521 amino acids. Gene Ontology annotation, molecular function: serine-type carboxypeptidase activity. Gene Ontology annotation, biological process: proteolysis. The transcript is spliced from 5 exons. NCBI's taxonomy places the organism in Eukaryota, Fungi, Ascomycota, Eurotiomycetes, Eurotiales, Aspergillaceae.
AUGCAUUUCGCAGUCAGUUCCAUCACCCUGCUCGUGGCGAGCACCGCCGUGGCUCUGGAAAAUCCGCAUCGCAAAGCAGUCAGACCAAUCAAGCUAGAUCAUGGCCAUCUAAAGCCCCGGGCUGUCACUGUUACCGAUGACGGAGGCUAUAAGUAUCUGAAUAAGAAGACGCAGCGAUUUCUGGUAAAUGGCACGGGCAUUCCCGAGGUGGACUUCGACGUGGGUGAAUCUUAUGCCGGUACUCUUCCCAACACGCCAGCUGGGAAUUCCAGUCUAUUCUUCUGGUUCUUCCCCUCUCAGAACCCCAAAGCACAUGACGAGAUCACCAUCUGGUUGAAUGGAGGCCCUGGGUGUAGUUCGCUUGACGGAUUGCUGCAGGAAAAUGGUCCUUUUCUCUGGCAGUCGGGCACCUACAAGCCCGUCCGCAAUCCAUACUCGUGGACUAACCUGACCAACAUGGUCUAUGUGGAUCAACCGGCCGGAACUGGCUUCUCGCCGGGGCCGUCCACAGUCAACGAUGAGGAGGAUGUUGCAAGGCAGUUUAAGAGCUGGUUCAAGCACUUCGUUGAUACCUUUAAUCUGCAUGGCCGCAAGGUGUAUAUUACUGGAGAAAGCUAUGCUGGACAGUAUAUUCCCUACAUUGCCUCGGCCAUGCUGGACGAGAAAGAUAAAAAGUACUUCAAUGUGAAGGGUAUCCAGAUCAACGAUCCGUCCAUCAACGACGAUUCUGUGAUGAUAUAUGCCCCCGCUGUCAGCCAUCUGAACCAGUACCUGAACGUCUUCUCUCUCAAUGAUACUUUCGUCAAGCAUAUCAACAAACGUGCUGAGGAAUGUGGAUACAACAAGUUUCUGGAUGAGGCUAUUACCUACCCACCCCCAAAGAAAUUCCCUGUUGUCCCCGACCCAUCCAAGAACAACUGCGCCCUCUGGGAUGAAAUCGUUCAGGCGGCCUACUACGUCAACCCUUGCUUCAACUUCUACCAUCUCACCGACUUUUGUCCGUACCUAUGGGAUGAGAUGGGUUUCCCCUCGUUGGCCGGAGGUCCCAAUAAUUAUUUCAAUCGCUCGGAUGUUCAAAAGGCCCUUCACGUCCCUCCAACGGACUACUCCGUCUGUGGGGAAACCACGAUCUUCGCUAAAGGCGAUCAAUCGGUCCCCAGCGCCCUUGGUCCUCUCCCUAGUGUGAUUGAGCGUACCAACAACGUCCUCAUCGGACAUGGAUGGCUUGACUAUCUGCUAUUCGUGAACGGAUCUCUCGCGACGAUUCAAAAUAUGACGUGGAACGGUGCGCAGGGCUUUCAGCACCCGCCUGUAGAACCCCUUUACGUUCCCUAUCAUUAUGGCCUUGCAGAGCUCGGGACAUCUACGGCGCCGGAUCCAUACAUUUUGAACGCGGGGGCUGGGUAUUUGGGUACCGCGCACACUGAGCGCGGCCUCACCUUCUCAACGGUCUACAUGGCUGGCCACGAAAUCCCGCAGUACACGCCUGGAGCAGCUUACCGUCAAUUGGAAUUCCUGCUCGGCCGUAUUGACAACCUGUCGUCGCCAGGAAGCUAUACUGCAUAG